Molecule: messenger RNA, 765 nt
Organism: Rhizopus microsporus ATCC 52813
Lineage: Eukaryota; Fungi; Mucoromycota; Mucoromycetes; Mucorales; Rhizopodaceae
Product: U3 small nucleolar RNA-associated protein 11
Exons: 2
Coding region: 1-765 (254 amino acids)
Biological process (GO): rRNA processing
Cellular component (GO): small-subunit processome; nucleolus
Source: RefSeq, a predicted model, not a curated record
AUGCCCAGUUUACGUAACGCCGUUCAACGAAGAAACCACAAAGAGCGUGGACAGAUAGCCAGUAGAGCCAAAUAUGGACUAUUAGAAAAGAAGAAGGAUUAUCUUUUGCGUGCAAAGGAUUUUCAUGCCAAACAAAAGAGAUUAAAGGCAUUGAAAGAAAAGGCUCUAUUUAGGAAUCCAGAUGAAUUUUAUUUCAAGAUGAUCAAUAGUCAAACAAAAAAUGGUCAACACAUUCAGAAACGAAAUGAAGAGUUGCCUGACGAAAUGAUUCAAUUGAUGAAGUCUCAAGACAAGCAAUAUAUUAAAUAUCAUAGAGAUCUUAGUAAAAGAAAAAUGGAAAAAUUACAAGAUUCACUUCAUUUUAUAGACGAUCCAGAACAACAAGAACAACCAAGACAAAAGAAAUCAAAACAUAUAGUUUUUGUUGAUUCAGAGACAGAAGCUAAACAGUUUUCACCAGCAAAACACCUUGAUACCUUACCUGAACUUGUCAAUCGUAAAUUCAAUCGUCCACGUAUAGAAACAUUAAAAGAGGCAGAGAUUAUUGCACCACUGUCAGGAAAGGAACUGAAAGAGAUCAAAAAGGAAAGAGAACAAAAGUAUAAAGAAUUAGCUUCACGUAUGAAGCGAGAAGAACAGCUGAAGAGAGCAGAACAAGAACUAGAACUCCAGAGAGCAUUAAGACAAAAAGGUAGAAAGAAGAUUGUAGGAAAGGAUAAGCAUGGAUUAGAUGUGUACAAAUGGAAGCAAGAACGUAAAAAAUAA